Molecule: messenger RNA, 2304 nt
Organism: Trichobilharzia szidati
Lineage: Eukaryota; Metazoa; Platyhelminthes; Trematoda; Strigeidida; Schistosomatidae
Source: the annotation of a GenBank genome assembly
AUGAUACCAUGUAAAAUUGUAAAACUCCUCACACUUUUCAUUCUCACCGGUUUCAACAGAAAUGGAAUAACCCAAACUGCAUCGAAACCCUCCUCCAGUGUAUUUACCUCAUCCAAGCUGAAAGCAUUCCCCACUGCACAGUCUUCCAAUCCACCAGCCAAACUUUCAGAGAAAAAUCAAAAUGAUCAAAGCAUAAAAUACAACAAAGAAAUCACUUACACAAUUACUGAAGAAUCGAAUGUUCCACAAUUGAUUGGUGAUUUAAUAAAUGACUUCAAUUUAAACAAGUAUCUGUUGCGUCAUGUUUUAAAUGAGCCGCGUCAAUCUCCUAUGGAUACAAAUAAUAAUAAUAAACAAAAUAAUCAAUCUAAACAAAUGCUUAGCAUUGAUUUGAUCGCGAAUCAUUAUCAAUCAACACAGAUGACAGAUGCUGAUCUCCCACGCUUGCAUUUAUUCCCCUCGAAUCAAUGGAGUGCAGAAUAUUUCCAUAUUAAUUAUCAUAAUGUAUUUAAACAAGAAUUGAUACAAAUUAAAAAGUUAGAUCGUGAUCGUCUAUGUCAAUUGAAUCACUUCAAUAAAACGUCAGAACAACAGCAACAACAUCAACAACAACAAUUAAAACACUAUGAUACAUGUAUGUGUUCAAGUGAUAUUUGUUCAACGAUUUAUAGUGAAAAAUUGAAAUUAUCAGCAACGCCAUUAUUAACCCGUGAAACAUUGAACAGCAGAGGGAAAAUUGAAUCCGGUGAAUUAUCCUUAUUACUACUACCUUAUUGUCAAUUUAUUAUGACUUUAGCUAUAAAUCUGUUUCAUACUGGUAUGGAAAUAUUUACUAUAAGGAUAAAAUUAUUAGACUUAAAUGAUAACUAUCCAAGUUUUAAACCUUUCACAAAAUAUGAAGUCAGCUUCACAGAAGACGAUCGAAUCGGUGUAAGGCAUCAACUGCCUCUUGCUACUGAUGUAGAUAUGUGCUUGCAUUCAGAGAUAACGUAUCGAUUAGAGGCAGGCGAAAGUUUCAAUGAAGAAGAAGAGAAAGGUGUACUCUCUGAAAAGCCUGUUAAUUUAAGCAAUUUAUUUAGUUUAAAAUUAACUGAAACGUCGAAUACCAAAGUUUUAGAAAUCCAACUGGAGCAUACACUUGAUCGUGAAAAAAGAGACAAAUAUGAUCUUUACUUGUUAGCUAUCGAUGAUAACAGUGAUCUGCAUAGACGAGAAGAGAACAGGCAUACAACCACUCUUCCAAUUAUUGUACACAUUCAAGAUGUAAAUGAUUGUAAGCCCGAAUUUCGUGUAAUGAAUGGAUCACGCCAGACACCGGUUAAAUUGUCUGAACCUGUAUUCAUUGAAGUCGCGGAGAAUGCUGCAGUUGGACAUGUUAUCACGCAAUUUCAAGCUACUGAUGAAGAUUUUGGGGAUAAUGGAAGAAUUCGUUAUGAAAUGGGACAGUAUACACAUUCAGUUACAAAAUCAUUUUUCAGGUUGAAUUCAACUACCGGUGAAUUAAUUGUACAAAAUCCGCUAGACAGGGAGGCAGCACCGUUCUCAGCUGGUCUACACCGUUUCACUAUCACAGCACUGGAUCAUGGCAUUCCACAGAGAAGUUCAAAUCUAUUAAUAGUAUUACAAAUAUUAGAUGUGAAUGACAACCAUCCAUUGAUCCAAUUAACCGAAGAAGCAGGCCAGUAUCGACAACAUUUACAAAAGAAUCCCCCAAAUAUGAUGGACAAUAAAAGCGAGUUACACAAUGAAAGGAUAAAGGAAAUUUGGCAUUCAAUAGUCAAUAAUAAAACCAUAACUGCAAGUUCAAUUAUUCAACGACUCCACAAUGUUUCACUGCAUACUAAAAUGAUUGGUAAUCAACCGAAGAAUACAAUAGCUACAUUCCUAACUGUUAAUGAUCCUGAUCUAAAUGAAAAUGGUACAGUGACCUGUUUAAUUGAAGAUCAAUUGGUCAUCUAUUCGAAAAAUUAUUCAAAACAGAUCGGAUCCGAUCAUCACAGUGAUGAUUCUUACAACUAUGCUAAUAAUCAGUUCAUAUCGCUGGAACCAUUUGAGUUCGGCAGUGGAGUAAAUCGUCAAGACUGGCAAUACCAUCAGUUUGACGACGAUAUGGAUUUCGUAAAAAUGAAACCGCCUACCACUGAUCCUGAUGACCAAAAGACAUCGUUUCCAGACAAAAGACGGAAAUCAAUGUAUUACAAUGCGUCGGCUCAAAAUGCCAAUCAAUACACCUAUCAGCUGAAAACAAAGACAGUCUGUUCUGCAUUCUAUACGCUUCAAUGGAUCUUAACUUUCUUCAUCUAA